GGACGUAUCGGGACGCAGGAUCCCGUGCGAAGACGAAGGACGAUAAACCUGGGCAAGGGCCCGUCAUCCGUGUUAUCGGUGACCGUACGACAAUUUCCGCGGCGGCCGAGCGAAAUUUCCGCGCGAGUAGUUGCAUUAGAGACAUUUAGCCGCGAUUUGGAGCGCGUCGCGGCCAGGCCGGUGCGCGCGUUCCGAUCUCUACAUCUAACAGUGCCGAUCGCGACGCAUGUUUACCCAAGUGUCAAUCCGCCCGUAUUAUCCGCGCGCGCGUGUGUGUGUGUGUGUGUGUGCGUGUGUGCGUGCGUGUGUGCGUGUCUGAUACAUAUUGUCGUCUGCCCGUCGUGUCCGUUGAACCGUCCGAGGUCGAGGAAAACGGUGGCACGAAGCUAACAUAGUGCGGCGUUAUCGACGAGUGAACCAAUCGUCGUUCGCCUCGGUGUUGGCUCGCGAUUUUCGCCGCGCUCUUAAAACGAGAGAAAGAGGGAGAGAGAGAGAGAGAAAGAGAGAGCGGGCGAGCGAGUGUGAGCGACAGGAAUCCGCGCGAGCUGUGUGUGAAGCUCGGGAAACGGAUGCGAAAGGGGAGAGAGAGAGAGAGAGAGAGAGAGAGAGAGAGAGAGAGAGAGAGAGAGAGAGAGAGAGAGGAGAGAUCGGGGCCUCGAGGACAAACGGCAGUAUUUUCACGCGGCGGCGAACUCCUGGCCCACGACAGCAUGAUGUUUGAGUGCGCGCAAAGUGGUGUCCCGCUGUUCCCGGAGGACGAUGCAUCGCGAUGUGGAUCCCGCGAUCGACGAAGAAGAUAGGAUACUUUUCCAGCUUAGAAAAAACUGUGCAAUAGAUGGAAAUGAUACACAGCCAUAACUGUAAACUAUUGCAAUAAAUAUACUGAAAUACUCAGGAGGUACAAGAAUAUUUACAAUAGAAAACCUAAUUUGCUGAAGACCUUGGAUUUUUGUCAGAACAAGGAAACUAAGUUACUGCCUAUCAACAAUAGUAUACCCACGCUUGUCACCUGUUCAGUGAAUGUUGUGAUAAUAAUUUAAUGGCUGUCAGAAAGGUUCCAAGUAGACAGUUUAUAUGAAAAACUUGAUAUUCGAAUGAAACAAGCUACUCUACAAUUAAUAAAAAUACUCUAACUCUUAAUGAACAAAUCAGGAACAAGGACUUAUAAAAUUGACUGAAUCUAUAAAUUUAAAGAAAAAAAGAAUAAAAUAAUUCUCUAAUAACUCUAUAUAUUUUAUUACUUUAAUAAUUAUUAACUGUAACACGAUUAAAAUACUCUAUUCUAUUCUAUGAGUCAUGUUAUUCUUUAAUGGACUUAAAAAAGACUUGAGAAUAAUUUGGAAGGGCUUUACAAUUUCUUAUUAAUAUGUUUUAUGACCAGAAGAGAUAUCUGCAAAUAUUUUUAGUUUGUCAGAUUUAUUUUUAAAAUUUUAUAAAUGAUUUAUAUGUGUGUGUGUAAUUAAAACAUUGAUUAACUUUUGAAAUCUAUCAUGUCAAUUGACAAGUGUAUUUGACAAGAGUAAACUAAAUCGAAAUUACAGCAAAAGUAUAAUAUAAUUAACGCGUGUAAAUAAUCCCUGACAUUAUAUCUUAUUAUCUUAUAUCUUAUUAAAUUUGUGAAAAAAAAAAACAAAAUGUAUAAUAAUUAUUCUAAACAUUUAAAUCAGUGGUUGUAUAUAACAAAUAAACAAGAAGAUGAAGAAACGAUAUAUUUGAGAUAUUGUAUGGAUGAUAGAGGACAUACUUGUUAACCCUCUUUGAUAUAAGGGUUAAAAGAUGGACAAUAGUGGAUCUGGAGUAGUGCAAGUAUUUGUGGGUGAAUGGAGCCCUGAAUAUGAAGCAUUAUCCAUUAAAGCCACAAAACAGACUUUAUCAGCUGAGAUAGUGGAAUGUAUUAUUGAAAGGCUUGGACUUGUUUCCGAUGCUUCUAUUUCGAAUAGUUAUGAAUUAGCAGAAGUGGUAGGAAAUUCUGUUGGGCAGGAAUGUAAGGAAAGAAGACUUGGUCCCACUGAGUGUCCUGUGGCACUCAUGUUAUUAUGGCCAAAAAAUGAUUCUCAGCAAGAAUAUUAUAGAUUUUACUUACGAAAAAAGCAACCAGACUAUUUAUGGUCUGACAGUAGAUUUCCUAUGGAUCCUCAACUUCUAAAGGACUAUUUCAAUAGAUUCCUUUAUCAACCACGCGACAAGGAAUAUCCAGAUCUGUGUCAGCUUCCAGAUCUGAAUGAACAAACGCUGUUGGAUAAUCUGAGGGCUAGGUUUUUGGCUGGCAAUAUAUAUACCUAUGUUGGCAGCAUACUGAUUGCCUUGAAUCCAUUCAAAUUUUAUCCUAUCUAUAAUCCGAAAUAUGUAAAAUUAUAUCAAAACAGAAGAUUGGGUCCAGAUAUACCUCCACAUAUAUUUGCCAUAGCCGAUGCAGCUUAUCAUUGUAUGCUUAAGGAAAAGAAGAAUCAAUGUAUUGUUAUUAGUGGAGAAAGCGGUUCUGGUAAAACAGAAUCGACGAAUUUUCUUUUGCACCAUUUGACAGCACUUAGUCAAAAGGGUUCACAUGGCAGUGGAGUGGAACAAACAAUACUGAGCGCUGGGCCUGUUUUGGAAGCAUUUGGUAAUGCAAAAACGGCACAUAAUAACAAUAGCAGUCGCUUUGGCAAGUUUAUCCAAGUAAAUUACAAGGAAAAUGGAAUGGUCCAUGGUGCUGUGGUUCAGAAAUACCUCCUGGAAAAAUCUAGGAUUGUCUCUCAAGGCCGAAACGAAAGGAAUUAUCAUGUGUUUUAUUAUCUGUUGGCUGGCGCGAACGAACAAGAGAAACAACUGUUACACUUGGAGAGCUGUGAUCGGUAUAAUUACUUAAAUAAAAGCGGCUGCUACGGAUUGGAAAAUAUCGACGAACGGCAUGAGUUUUCGAGAUUGAAACAAUCUAUGGAAAUGGUAGGCUUUACAGCGGAGAAGCAAAGGCGGCUCUUCGCAGUUCUGUCGGCGGUCCUUUUGUUAGGUAAUGUUGAGUUUCAACCAAGGAAAUCGUACCAUCAUCAUGAUGAGGCUGUAGGCGUUAAAAAUCCGGAAGUAGUUGCACUGAUAUCAGAGCUUCUUAGAGUAAAACAAGAAACUCUUUUGGCUGCACUUACCGCUAAACGCGCAAGAGCUUCUGGCGAAACUUUAGUUAUUAAUUACAGACUUCCCGAAGCGAUUGCGGCACGCGAUGCUAUGGCAAAGUGCUUAUAUGGAGCUUUAUUUGAUUGGAUUGUGCUACAGGUGAAUCAUGCAUUGCUUUCUAAAAAGGACACCCUUAGAGAUCAUCAAGGCAAUAGUAUAGGUGUAUUAGAUAUAUUUGGUUUUGAAGAUUUCAAGACGUGCAAUAGUUUUGAACAAUUAUGUAUCAAUUAUGCAAAUGAACAAUUACAACAUUACUUUAAUCAACAUGUUUUCCAAUACGAGCAACGAGAAUAUAGAAAACAAGGGAUUAGAUGGACAGAUAUAGGGUAUAGUGACAACUCUGGAUGUCUCAAUCUCAUUGAAGGAAAACCGAACGGUCUCUUGUGUCUCCUUGAUGAUCAAUGCAAUUUUCCUGGUGCAACAAACGAAACGUUGCUGCAGAAAUUCAACAGUGUGCAUAAAGAUAAUCAGUUCUACGAGGCGCCGCAGCGACGAGAAGCCGCAUUCGUUGUACGCCAUUAUGCUGGUGCAGUCAAGUAUCAAGCUGCCAAUAUGAGAGAAAAGAAUUUAGAUCUGAUGCGACCUGAUGGUGUAGUUGGAGUACUAAAAAAUUCCUCCCUCGCCUUUGUGCGGGAAUUAGUUGGCGCUGAUCCCGUCGCCGUAUUCAGAUGGGCCAUAUUGCGGGCUUUCUUUCGCGCUCACUUUGCAUUUCAAGAAGCCGGUCGAGCGCACAGGCAUGGUAGAGUUGAUGGAAACAAGACAUCUGUACAAAACAGAUACAGGACACCAAAUGAGAAUUUGAUAAGUUCACACAAACAUACUCGUCCAUCAAGUUAUCAGAAGCAACGCAGUGUAUGUUUACCACCGACCACUACUCCUUCUGCUACAUUAUCUUCUAUACAAAUCGAAAACAACGACAAUAUAAACAACAAUCGCCUAUCGUGGCCGCAAUUUAGAAACAUUAAUCAGACGCAAUACCCAUCAAACGUUACAUCGGCCAAAGGUGGUUAUAUAAUACGAGGCAGGGAAGACCAGCCUCUUAGUAAUAAUAAAUUCAGACGAGAUACUCACACACCACUAGAGAGGGUGCUUCCAAAAGACGAAGCAAAUGUCAUGGAACGCGCUAAUCAAAUCGUCAUGAAAAAUAAAUCAUUUCGACCGAGGGAACGCGGCAAAAAAGGUCUGAAAAAUCUGCAAACUGUGAAAACACUCGCUGGUAGAACUCAAAGUUAUGGCACUGGACCUGGAAAAGCCAGAAAGCAGCCCAUGACAGUUUCCGCGCAAUUUCAACAGAGUUUGCACAGUCUGAUGGAUACUUUGAAUCAAGCUAAUCCUUUCUUUAUCAGAUGUAUUAAGAGCAACGCUAAUAAAGUACCGAAUGAAUUUGAUGAAGAAACGGUGCAACGGCAACUGCGAUAUACAGGAAUGCUGGAAACUGUCAGAAUAAGACAAGCUGGUUUCAAUGUGCGAUUAACGUACGAGGAAUUUAUACAGCUCUAUCGGAUGUUGCUUCCCAAGGGUCUCCUAAGCUCGCAAUCAGACGUGAGGGAUUUUCUAUUGACUCUCAAUCUCAACAGAGAUAAUUAUCAGCUGGGUACCACCAAAGUCUUCCUCAGAGAAUCAGAAAAGAUCAAACUGGACAUCGAGCUACAUCAACAGAUUAUAACAAGCAUUACUACUAUACAGAAAUGGUUCCGCGCUUGUCUGGAAAGGAGAAAAUUCCUCAGAUUGAAAAAUGCCAUUGUGCAAAUACAAUCUUUUUGGAGAAUGGUCACUGCACAACGAUUAGCUCAGGUCCUUCGUGCAAGAACCGAAGCUGCAUUACAUAUACAAACUGCCUGGAGGGUAUACAAACAACAUAGCUGGUUUAAAAAGCUGAAAUCGUGUGUAAUUACCUUUCAAGCAUAUGUCAGAGGCAAUAACGCCAGAAAGAAAUUUAAUGAAUUGAAGAAACGAAAAAAAUCAUUAUUGGAUAAAAUUCAGGAAGUCAAGGAAAUUCAAGAAUACAAAGAGUUUCUAUAUGAAAAAAUAUGCGCCAAAGAUCGAAAUAGCGAAGAAUUAUUCACGGAAGAUCGAAGUCUGACGGAAUAUGGCGAAUCGCCUCGAAAAAUAGAAUCUCAGAAUCGGCUCACGCUAGCAAGAUGCGAUAACGCACAUCGGGACAACGCCAUAGAUACAAACGUCUCAUAUUCCAAACGUAAACUCACGCCGAACAAACGGAUUUUGCAUGACGCAACGUUGAGAAAUACAGAAACGUAUCAUUUCGACGAGAUUGCGGAGCGCAAGAGUAGCCUCGAGAGCUUGACAAGUCUGAGGAGUUACGAAUCUCAAGCCAGUGUGAAUAGUACUGAAUCGCAAGACAAUUCCGGUUCGAAACCCGUGCCGAGCACGAGGACGAAACGCGGUGAUCAUUCGCCGAUAGUCACAUCGAAUGUUAAUCUAACGAACGCGUCGAGUCGGUUGUCUUCGGUGAGCAGAAGAACUGAUAGUUCCUCGACGGGAUAUAGUGACGGUGAGACCGAAAGCGAAACACCGAGCGCUGUGCAAAGUGCCCCGCCUGUUUUCAACACAAGUCCGCCAUUUACAAGCUCGCGCGAUACAAAGUAUCACUCCGUUAAUGUAAAUCUGACGCAUCCGAAUCCGAAUCCGGACAUUUGGCAUCGUAGAACAGAUUUCUCGCCCGCGUACAGCGAUUACUUUAUGUCGGUACCGCAAAAAGCGACCGUUACACGUUCUCCGAACGUUUCUCGUUACAAGAAUGUGACCGAUAGCGUUUUCGAACAGGUUCGACAAGAUAAGCCUCACGAAGCGGCAAAUUAUAACGUCAAACUCGAUGCAAGCGAUCGCUUUGUUCAGAUAGAAAGUUUGACGAGCGGUAAACAACAGCGUAGACUUAGCGACAAUAGUGUACCUGACGAACGAAUAGAGAAUAUUCCAAUAUCUCCGACGAAACGAGAUCAAACGCAUGGAUCUGCUAAAAAUAUCAAAGAUCUCGCCUACUUACGGCGACAAAACUCGGAGGGAGAUACUACGACGAAAAUCGUGGGUGUUAACGACGACAGCACUUUAAAGAGCACUUUAUUGAGAAGAUCGCCCCCGAAGGAAAAAAACUCACGAUCGAAGGAGAAAUAUGAACCAGAUGUGCCGGUGAGAAGCGCUAGACGAAACAGACCCACGAGAGAAGUUCAGUGUCGAUCUAUGGGCGAGAGCGUAGUUGAAACAAAUGCGGAAACGCGAAAUCUACUCCUCGGAACGAUCAAGGAGAGCGAUUUAAAUAAAACGACGAACGUAUGGUCUCGCAAAGAUUAUCCGCACGAAACUACUCCUCGAUCCGUCACAGACUGGCCCGUAAACAAGAACGAAGCCACGUAUAAGGGACAACAACCUGGUAAACGCAUGAGAUCCAAUGCGAUUACGACUUUUGAACUACGAAGAAGAAAUUCGGAUCCAGCUACGAAGAUUUCGGGUCUAAGCGAAGAUAAGAUGGUAGUGGAUACUAGUCCGAAUGAUUUGAAACUCGCUCCUGGCAUGAAUCUUCUCGAGUGGAAAGGUAAUAAUCUGUUUACUUUGGCUGGUCAUCGUUUCCGAAAAGUGGCGAGGUUCGCAAAAGAUGACGUUUGCGUAUGUUGUCACGAGAAAAUGGACGCGUUUGUGACACAAGGCUAUAAAUGUGUUGACUGCAAACAGCUCUAUCACGUCAAGUGUAUCCAAAACGGCGGAGUGCUGAGAAUGCCGUGCAUAUUGGCCAACACGCCGAGUAGACGGAAAAACAGAAAACCACCACGCACACCGUACGAUACUACAAAACAGACAGUCGCGUCCAAAUUUAGUUUAACAGGCACUUCGGCUUUUUCCGAUAGCACGGACAAGAUCAUUUCCGACGCCAAGGAGUUAGCGCUAAUGCAAGAUUUUAUUACCAAAAAAAUCUAUAUAAUGGAGGGUCAAGAGGAGGGACGGAAACCGAGCGAAGUGGAUCGCGUUUUCAAGCAGGCUCUUAGGAAAUUUAAGGAUGAUUUGGUUAUUACGUACAGCGUUGCUAUACAACAAGGCGUAGAAGGCAAUAUUAAGUAUACCGAUUUGAUUACUAACUUUCUUCAUGUUAUGGAGACUGUCUGCAAGCAGGAGAACACAAGAGAAGAUUUUCCUGUAACAAUGGGCGUGAACGCGUUCAGAGGCUUUAUGAAUGAAUUCAUGACGAUCGUUAAAACCGAAGCUCUCGAAAAGCAGAGUAAGAGCAAACGGAAAAAAGAGAAGAAACGAAAACAGGAAGAACCUAUCCGACACGGCAAUCAUAUGUUCCAAUUGACUAUCAUCAACAUACCCACCGCUUGCGAAGUCUGUACCUCUUUCUUCAUGUGGCCCAUCGAGCGAGGACUUGUUUGUCAAAAUUGCAAAUUGACGUGUCACAAAAAGUGUUAUACGAAGGCAACCUCGGAAUGCGGCAAGGACGGUUCAUUGCUCGAAGUCAAUUCCCGCAAGGUAUUCGGUGUACCGCUUCACAAAUUAGACUGCGGUGAUGGCAAGGUACCGCUCGUAGUGGAUCGAUUGAUCACGACUAUCGAGAUGCAUGGUCUGUACACGGAGGGAAUAUACCGGAAAAGCGGCGUCAGUUCUAAGGUGAGAGAGCUCAAGAUGAAGAUGGACGAAGGUGAUUUGGAAAAGGUAGACUUUGAGAAUUAUCAAGUGCACGUACUAGCGGCGGUGCUGAAGAGCUUCUUCAGAGACAUGCCGGAACCGCUGUUGACCUAUGAAUAUUAUGACGACUUCUUGCACGCAGCGAAUUUGACGGAUCCGCACGAUCGAAUCAGCACGCUUUUCGCCAUAUUGAAAAAAUUACCGAAACCCAAUUACGAUCUGAUGGAACGCUUGAUUGUCCAUUUGGCGCGAGUGGCGCGACACGAGGUGGACAACAGAAUGUCACCAUCGGCUCUGGCUAUCGUUUUUGCGCCGUGCAUUCUCAGAACGAACAGAACGUUGCCCGCGCAGGACUCUCUUCAAGACGUGGGCAGACAGACGCGUUGCGUUGAGACGAUCGUACAAGAAAAGUUGAGAGUUGUUAGAGCGACGUUGGCAGAUAUAAAUACUCUCGAGUCUGCCUGUCACACGGCAACUCAUCGACUCUCCAGUCUACGAUCGUCUAAAAUCUUUAGUCCGGAAGAGUUAAAUGCGGUUGUUCCAAGCGCUGCGGGACGGGCAAGUACGAUGGAUCGUGACAGAGAUCGAGGAGACGAAGAAGAAGCAUUACUCGUCGAUCAUAUACAGGAGAUUCAAAAAGAAAAGGCUCUUUUGACGUCUACUCUACCCAGUCUAACGAGAGCUUCUUCAGACGAUGAUCUCCUCUUGUCAGCCACGGAACUGGACGAUGGAUCUCUCGAUGAUCUUCUUCCGCCUUCUACUGACGGACUUGUAAGGAAGAAGCCCGUUCAAAGGCAAAGUUCGGCAGACAAUUCGUUUCCAACAAUUAUCAAUAUGGAUGACGACAUGGUAAUGGUAUAAUGGAAUAACAUCCGCGAAUAACGUUAACGUGCAUUUUAAAUGGCUAUAAUAAUCCGACAGAUGAUGCGAGAUGUUGUAUUAGGACGGGGAAUCAACGACUUUAAAUAAUUGCUGAUUUCAUCAGCGAAUCAUUAAUAUUUUGAGACUCAUUAGUAAAUGCAAUUUUAGAUAGCUCGUAAUUUGUUGACUAAAAAAAAAGUUUAACUGUACGACUGAAAUAACUCCAUUCUUUUGUCGAAACGUCAGUAGAGAUGUCUAAAACUAUUUCAUACAAUAUGUGAUAGGAGCACUGCACAAGUUUUAAUUUCGCCACAUAAUUUUAUUCGCAAUGCAUUCCUGUCUUUGAAGACUGUCAAAGUAUUUAAGCGCAACAUUUCGUUCGUCUAUAGAUUCUAAAAGAAGUGUUAUUCGACGUGCCGCUUUACACAUUUUAAAUAUAAGAAAACACAGAACUUAGAAAGUAUUAAGAGGAAAACGUAUCGCUCUUAUAUAUAUUUUAAGAAAUUCCGCUUGUCAAAAUGAUGAGGGGAUCAUAUUGAAUUAUUCGUUUUACAAAUUUACGUUCAUAAAAAUGUAAUUUAUUGUUGCACCAAGUUGCGAAUUCUCAGUAAAAAAUCUUUUUACGGAGAAUUUUUCUAACAUAUUGUAUGUAGAUGCGCUAUUCCUUUAGAAUUAUAUUCGUUUAGCAUUAGUAGAUCUGCAACAUGAAAACUAUCUCUUCCCAAAGGAUCUACUUGUCACGUUCGAGUAGAAUCGAUAACCGACUGCCUUAAAUUCCUGCGAAAUGUUUUUAUUGUAUGUAUUUCAUUGAUGAUGUCUCCCGACGACGAUAGUCGACUUAAAGCGUUAGGUUUAGACGCAGGAAUUUGAGGGACGACCAAGAGAGAGAAAGAGGAAACCAAAACAUAGUUUGUACAUAUAUUAUGCAAUAUAACAAUUUCGUAAUAAUCUGUUAUUAUUGUUAAAUUUAGAAACGUUUAACGCAAGAUUAUAUUUCUACUGUCGAUAUUUGUUGUAGAGGUAUCACACACGUUGUAUAUCGGGUCUCUACCGGGUCUUAGUGUUCUUUGGAUCGAUUUUUACUUAACGUACUCUUUUUCCUCACGCUUAGACGCAUAUCAUCGAGGCGCCUGAAAGUACGUGCGCAUAAGUACGCACACAUAUACAUAUAAACACAUACACAUUACGUACAGAACUUAUGUACAUAGACAAAUUCGCGCGCGAGACUAAUCAAACUUUUCUGUUCGGGAUUUAUUGCACUUCUUUUCUUUUAAUUACUUUUUAAUCCAUAUAUAUUAUUCAGUGCGUUUUAAAUUUCAACAAUUUCUUUUCACAAUUUUGCCUCACUGUUCCCUCCGCCCAUUCGUAAAUUCCUAUACGCGAUAACCUGACGAUCCGGGAAAAUUGACAAUGUGAAAGGAAAGGGGUGAAAGAGAUUUCGAUCUCCCGUAAUAGAAGUCUCUAUCCAAUAAAGAUAAUCAGAUCAGGUCUCCACUUACGUAUCGCGGACUUAAUUGAAUUCUCCUUCGAAUUAAUAGUUACGCUUGAUGAUGAUGCUGGAAGGAAAGGAAGAGGAAUCAGUAAAGCGAAUCCUUUCUUUUAUUUUUUUUUCUGGCUACAGAAUUAGCAACCGAAUAUAACGAUAUUUUUGCUACGACGAAUACGGGGGAUGGUGAAUUUAUUAUUACGGGCUUGAAAGGUGACCUAUAUAGAUUUUUUUUUAAUUCGUUAUUUCUGAUGUAUCACGUUACUGGAUCACAUGCAUCAUACAUUCUGUUGCGUCCAAUCACCAAAGACUCGUACGCAAUUAUUUUUUCAUUCUUAUAUUUACGUCAGUUCCACAUUUUUUACUUCGCGUACAUUAUCUAUUUUUUUUUAAUACUGUGAAGCGUCCUAUAUUUUUAAUUGCCUUUACAUAUACUUUAUAUAUAUAUAUAUAUAUAUAUAUAUAUAUAUAUAUGUAU
Molecule: messenger RNA, 10610 nt
Organism: Cataglyphis hispanica
Lineage: Eukaryota; Metazoa; Arthropoda; Insecta; Hymenoptera; Formicidae
Product: unconventional myosin-IXAa-like
Exons: 15
Coding region: 1777-8646 (2289 amino acids)
Biological process (GO): intracellular signal transduction
Cellular component (GO): myosin complex
Molecular function (GO): GTPase activator activity; microfilament motor activity; protein binding
Source: RefSeq, a predicted model, not a curated record